CUCUGACCAAAAUUCGAUUCUUUCUCCAAUUGAAACUAAUCUUUGGGUCCAACAGUACUGAAGACUGAAAUUUUUAAAUUAUUUUCAAAUCUAUAAUAUCAACAGAUUAUUUCAAAAUGAGUGAAACAGUUUUACUAUUGGGAAGCGGGUCUCGAGAGCAUACCCUGGCCUGGAAACUGGUGCAGUCCCACAAAGUUAACAAGAUUUAUGUGGCGCCAGGAAAUGGAGGCAUUCAUACAUUGGGAUCAAAGGUCCAGACCGUCGAUUUAGAUAUUAAAAAUGUGGACAAAGUGGUGGAGUGGUGUCUACAGAAUAAACCGCAACUGGUUGUGGUCGGACCCGAAGAUCCACUUGAAAGGGGUGUUGUCGACAAAUUGAGCGAAAAGGGAAUCCGUUGUUUUGGUCCAAACAGAGCCGCCGCGCAGAUUGAAAGCAACAAAUCAUUUGCCAAAGACUUUAUGAAAGCUCACGACAUACCGACCGCUCGGUACCAGAAUUUUAAAGAUGCGAACGAAGCAAAAAACUUUAUCAAAAACGCGAACUUUAAAGCUUUGGUCGUAAAGGCCAGUGGAUUAGCGGCGGGUAAGGGUGUUAUAGUGGCCGCCAAUGUAGAGGAGGCGUGUAAUGCCGUCGAUUCCAUUCUUGUGAAUAAAAGUUUUGGAAGCGCUGGGGAUGUGGUUGUUGUGGAAGAGUUGCUCGAAGGCGAUGAGGUCUCAGUUCUUGCACUUACCGAUGGAACCCAUUUCAAGACAUUACUUCCAUCGCAAGACCACAAGAGAGCGUAUGAGAACGACAGGGGACCCAACACUGGAGGAAUGGGUGCUUAUUGUCCCUAUCCUUUCCUCGACUCAAAAUCAGUCGAAAUCAUUGAAAGAGAUAUUUUGAGAAAAACAAUUGACGGCUUACGGAAAGACGGCAAACCAUUCGUUGGUCUUUUAUUCGCCGGACUUAUGAUCACAAGAGACGGACCAAAAGUGAUUGAAUUCAACUGUCGUUUUGGAGAUCCGGAAACGCAGUCAGUUAUUCCACUAUUGGAUUCUGAUUUGUAUGAUAUAUUCAAUGCCUGUACUCAACAAAAGUUGAACACAAUUGAACUAAAAUGGAAAAACAAGAGUUCGUGUGGUGUAGUGGUGGCGAGUGAGGGGUAUCCCAACACUCCCAUCAAAGGACAACUCAUUGAAGGCAUUGAUGAGGCUAUUAAAGCAGGACUUCUUGUCUUUCAUGGCGGCACUCAAUACAAAGAUAACAAGUUUUAUAAUUCUGGAGGAAGAAUCUUAACAGUGGUCGCAGUUGAGGAUGAUUUGGGAACCGCUGUUAAGAAUGCUCUUAAAGGCGCAAAUCUAAUCAAAAUAGAGCACAGCUUUUAUAGAAAAGAUAUCGCAAACAAAGCAUUGAUCAGACUCCCGAAAUCAUUAGAUUACAAGUCAAGCGGUGUAGAUAUUAUUGCGGGCGAAGAGUUAGUUAACAAAAUUAAAAAGUUUACGAACGAUACGAAUAGAAGUGGAGUAAUGGACCAAAUCGGCGGUUUCGGGGCUUUGUUUGACUUAAAAGCUGCUAAAUAUAACGAUCCGAUUCUUGUGUCGGGAACCGAUGGCGUGGGCACGAAGUUAAGAGUGGCUCUUGAAUAUGGAAAAGUGGAUACAGUGGGCAUUGAUUUGGUGGCCAUGUGUGUCAAUGACAUCCUAGUCCAGGGCGCAGAGCCCUUAUAUUUCCUCGACUAUUACGCGUGUAGUAAACUUGAUGUUAAUAUUGGGGCCAAAGUUGUUGAAGGCAUUGCCAAAGGGUGUAAAGAAUCCAAUUGCGCUCUCAUUGAUCUUAUUUCUAAAUCUCAUUUAAAAAUGUUGAAACUAUUAUUUAACAAAUUUAUGUUUAGGGGGAGAGACAGCGGUUUACGGCCCUUACAUACGCCUGCUACUGAAACUAAACCGGCCAAAACGACACCCUCGACAACUCUCUGCCUCGGAAAACGGGGCAGAGUUACUAUAAGUUCGGUCACUACAUCACUAACCGCAGGGUUCCAGUGGUAUUUAACGCCAUUUGACAAAACAAAGACUUUUGGUGAUGUAUUACUCGCGCCGACAAAGCUGUACGUCAAACCAUUAUUGAAAGCAAUCCAAUCGGGAAAAAUCAAAGCCUUGUCACACAUUACAGGAGGCGGUCUCAUCGAAAACAUCCCCCGAACUUUACCCAAACAUUUGGCUGUUGUAUUGGAUGCGUCCAAAUGGGAGGUACAAGAUAUUUAUAAGUGGAUUAAAUCUGAGGGAAAUAUUGCCGAUAGAGAAAUGCUUAAAACAUUUAACUGUGGUUUGGGAAUGAUUUGUAUAGUCAGUCAAUCAGACGCUCCAUCAGUACUCGAUAUGAUUCAUUCAAGACCUCUCUUUCGAUUUUGUGUUAAUGGAGAUUAUUUCUUCUUUUCUCAUCGCCAAGACUUGUCCGGCUCCGGCACUAACUUUCAAGCAAUUGCUGAUUACGUCAAACAGAACGCAAGCAAUACUGCAAUUGAUUUGGCACUCGUUGUAUCCGACAAGAAGGACGUCGAAGGAGUGGCCAGAGCUCAGAGGGAAGGCAUUACAACCAAGAUAUUUAUUAAGAAGAAAAUUGAAUCCCGAGAAGAAUUUGAUGAGAGAAUCCAAAAAGUACUUUUGGAGCACUCGAUAGAUAUCGUUUGUUUGGCCGGUUAUAUGAGAAUAAUGACCGAAACAUUUGUCAACUCGUGGUCCGGAAGAAUGAUUAACAUUCACCCGUCUAUACUUCCGCUAUUCAAAGGUAUGGCAGCCUAUCAACAGGCACUGGACGCCAAAGUAAAGCUGACGGGUUGUACCGUUCACUUCGUGACCCCAGAGAUGGAUGCGGGCCCUAUCAUAGCACAGUCUCCCAUCCCUAUUGAGGUGAACGAUACGGUCGACACACUUAUGGAAAAAGGCAAACGUAUUGAACACCAAACAUAUCCCAAAGCAUUAGAACUUUUGGCUCGAGGAAAGAUUGCUCUCUCCUCCGAUAAAAACUCUAUUGUUUAUAACAUUUAA
This is a messenger RNA of Medioppia subpectinata, 3026 nucleotides long. The record is from the annotation of a GenBank genome assembly. Lineage: Eukaryota; Metazoa; Arthropoda; Arachnida; Sarcoptiformes; Oppiidae.